Scophthalmus maximus (turbot) is the source of this 947-nucleotide messenger RNA. It is a transcript of the gene commd2, whose product is annotated as COMM domain containing 2. The transcript has 6 exons. The coding region runs from base 126 to 737 and encodes 203 amino acids. The record is from RefSeq and is a predicted model, not a curated record. Lineage: Eukaryota; Metazoa; Chordata; Actinopteri; Pleuronectiformes; Scophthalmidae.
ACAAUUAGAGAAGAAGAAGAAUGGAGCCGUAGGAGGAAAACACCAGCGAAGAAGAAGAAAAAGAAAAGAAAAAAGCCUGUGGUCCGAACAUUUUCCGGGUGUGCUUGUCGGACCCCGUGUGCAGGAUGCUGCUGGUUCUGUCUGAAGAGCAUAAAGAACAUCUCUCCUUCCUGCCGAAGGUCGACGCCACAGUGGUUUUAGAGUUUGGUCGCAUAGCAUUGGAGUUUCUGAGGAGAGGAAGCAGCCCCAAGAUCUACGAGGCAGCAGCCAGGAAGCUGUGUGUUCCUGUUGAUACGGUGCAGCAUGGAGUAGAAGGCCUGAUGUUCCUGAUGACAGAGAGCUCCAAACACAUGAUCUCUGAAGUGGAUUUCCUGGACUCUGUGUUAACUUUGGGGUUCAGUGAUGAGCUCAACCAGAUCCUUUUACAGCUCUACCUGCAGCACCACGGUCAGAUCCGCAGCAUCUUGAGUCAGCUGCCCUCCACUCUGCCUGCUUACCACAACUUGGAGUGGAGACUGGAUGUACAGUUGGCGAGUCGCUCCAUCCGUCAGCAGGUCGUCCCCAUGCUGACCCUGCGUCUGCUCUUAACAAGAGGCUGUGGCGGCCGCGGUGACCACAGCAGCAGGAUCCUCCACGCGGACCCCAGCACCCUCUUGCACCUCAUUUCCACACUGGAGUCCGCUCUGGCCGCCAUGAAGACCAGUCACUCUCGGCGCAUAUUACGCAACAUCAAAUAACCUCCCACAUGGCUUCCAGUUUAGUUUGUGGGCCUCCUGCAAAACACCGCAUUACUGCCUUUAUGCCUUGAAAACAUGAAGCAAUGUCUCUUUAUUCUUCAGACUGAGAGCUGAUCAUCAUUUUAUUACCCUAUGAGCCAAAUGGUAUUGACUGUAUUGUACAUAAGGCUUCUACAGUGCCACUGACAUUGCAUUAAAGUGUAAGACAGA